Messenger RNA from Penicillium chermesinum, 669 nucleotides. Its product is annotated as glutathione S-transferase family protein. NCBI's taxonomy places the organism in Eukaryota, Fungi, Ascomycota, Eurotiomycetes, Eurotiales, Aspergillaceae. Bases 1 to 669 code for a protein of 222 amino acids. Gene Ontology annotation, cellular component: cytoplasm; nucleus. Gene Ontology annotation, biological process: translational elongation. The transcript has 2 exons. The record is from RefSeq and is a predicted model, not a curated record.
AUGGCACCAUUGGGCACUAUCUACACAUACACUCCAAGCCCUCGGCUUGUCAAGGCCCAGGCAGCGGCCAACCUGAACGGCCAGGAGCUGGUCAUCGCCCCAGACUUCCAGUUUGGCAAGACGAACAAGACAGAAGAGUACCUGUCGAAGUUCCCAACAGGCAAGGUCCCUGCGUUCGAGGGUGCAGAUGGAACCAACCUGAUCGAAUCCGAUGCGAUCGCGCAGUACUGUGCCGAGAGUGGGCCGGCAGCUGGACAGCUAAUGGGAUCGACUCCGUCGCAGCGUGCGCAGAUCCGUCAGUGGAUCUGCUUCGCACAGGGCGAGAUCCUCGAUAAUGUCCAGACGCUGGCGCUCUGGCGAAUGAAGAUUUAUCCUUAUAACGAAGCGUCUGAGAAGUCGGCCAUGACGAAGCUGACUCGCGCUCUUGGUGUCCUCGAGACGUACCUCAAGGGUCGUACGUGGUUGGUUGAUGGCGAAAAGAUUAGCAUGGCGGAUAUUACUGUCGCCUCGAGCCUCAUCUGGGGUUUCUCCAUGAUCAUCGACGCUGAGAUGCGUCAGAAACACCCAACCCUCAUGGCUUGGUAUGAGCGUGUCAUUGAGGUGGACGGCGUCAAGGAGGCGUUCGGGCCUCAAAACUAUAUUGAAAAGCGUCAGGACACCCCGGAAUAA